This is a messenger RNA of Dioscorea cayenensis subsp. rotundata (Guinea yam), 1148 nucleotides long. Its product is annotated as serine/arginine-rich SC35-like splicing factor SCL28. Gene Ontology annotation, molecular function: RNA binding. Lineage: Eukaryota; Viridiplantae; Streptophyta; Magnoliopsida; Dioscoreales; Dioscoreaceae. The transcript has 7 exons. Bases 121 to 816 code for a protein of 231 amino acids. The record is from RefSeq and is a predicted model, not a curated record.
CCAGGGGGCGGCAAGUAAAAACUCUCUAAUCGUUCUCUGGUUCUCCGCGGCUAGGGUUUCGUUUCAUCUCCCUCGGUCACUCUCUCGCACGAUCGCAUUCUCUCAAGCUUGCUUCCGAGGAUGGCGAGGCACCGGAGCCGGAGUCGGAGCUACAGCCCACGGCGAUACAGCCGAAGCCCUCCCCGCCGCAAGCGCUAUGACGACCCUCGCGACCGCUAUCGUGGUGGCGGAGCUCGUGGCUACCGCGAUCGGCGUCCUUCCGCCCCUUCCGGUCUCCUUAUCCGCAAUAUCUCCCUCGACGCCAGGCCUGAGGAUCUUAGGAUCCCAUUCGAGCGUUUUGGCCCAGUAAAGGAUGUGUAUCUUCCAAAGAAUUACUACACCGGGGAACCGCGAGGCUUUGGUUUUGUGAAAUUCCGUAAUCCUGAAGAUGCUGCUGAGGCCAAGCAACAAAUGAACCAUCAAAUCAUUGGUGGGCGUGAAAUAUCAAUUGUCUUUGCUGAGGAAAAUAGAAAGACUCCCCAGGAGAUGCGUGUGAAUGCAAGAAUUAGUGGGAGAUACAAUGGGGGAGGCCAUAGAAGACGAUCUCUGUCACGAUCUCCAAGACGCCGUUAUAGAUCCUAUUCGCGCUCGCCAACUCCUGAGAGGCACCACUCGAGAGAGAGGGAGAAGGGUGCUCAUGAUGAUUAUGACUCUCCUCCAAGAUCUGUCACUCCAUCACCUCGGGACGACAGGGAUUACAGGUCGCACAGGCAAUCCCCUAGUCCUGAUCAGAGUGGCCGGAGCCCAUCCAGAUCACGUUCUUACAGCCCCCGCUGAUGAUGUUAACAAGAAACUCAGGUGGCAUCAGAUUGAGUCCUGUGCUGGAAAUGCCUAGUUUUUGAGCUCCCUCCCUCCCUCCCCCCCUUUAGCUUCAGUAGAUUGGUCGUGUACCUUCUUGACCAUGAAUUGUGUGACACUAGUCUAGAUUCUAGUUCUGGCUUCUGAAAAUAUUUGAUGCACUUGUUUCUGAGGAAAAUGUUCUUGAUGUGUGUGGCUUGUGCUAUCUACAUUCUAUCCAUCUUUCAGGUACUUUUCCAGAGCUUGAUGAUGGUGUAUUGUAUCAUCAGUAAACUGUAAUUGGUGCUGCCCUUUUUAAGGUCUUUCUCUCA